Babjeviella inositovora NRRL Y-12698 is the source of this 1349-nucleotide messenger RNA. RefSeq names its product fluoride transporter. The transcript has a single exon. Gene Ontology annotation, cellular component: membrane. The coding region runs from base 153 to 1259 and encodes 368 amino acids. Gene Ontology annotation, molecular function: fluoride transmembrane transporter activity. The record is from RefSeq and is a predicted model, not a curated record. NCBI's taxonomy places the organism in Eukaryota, Fungi, Ascomycota, Pichiomycetes, Serinales. Gene Ontology annotation, biological process: fluoride transmembrane transport.
UCUAUACAUAAUCUGUUUGUCGGCUGUAUAUUCUAGGCUUAAUCCUUGCCGAUUCUCAAAGUGUCCUGCCACAUCAGGUGUAUACAGGACUGCAAACUUAUAUUUCUUUUUCCAAACGUUUAUCUCUCUCUCAUUUAUAGCACAAGCGGACCAUGUCAGCCCAUCAAGCUGACCCUGAUGAAUACCUGUCAGUGAAUGAAGAGUCUCCCAAGGGAGUUCUUCCAAAACCAUUACACAGCGUGACCUACCAAACGUUCCGCCUCUACUUAAUCUUUACAUUUUUCAGCAUUGUUGGGGUUUUGGCCCGCGUGGGACUCACUGAUUUAACCACAUACAACGGAAACUAUGUCGGCGGUGUCAUCUGGGCGAAUUUUGCCUCCUGUUUUGUUAUGGGAGCGUUUGGCUUCUCCUCCAACGAGGGAUUUUGGGCUCGUGUGUUACGUAGCACGGGCGCCGCCUCCAAAGCAAAGUUGCCAAUGUACACGGGCGUGACCACCGGCUUUUGUGGUACCCUAUCGUCAUUCUCUACUCUCCUUCUCCAAGUGUUUUAUCAAGCAGCCAACUUGACAAACGGCAAAACAUUCCACUUUCCUAAUCGUGGCGGCUACGGCAUCAUGGAGUUUUUUUCGGUGAUCAUCACCCAACUAGCCGUAUCCAUGGCCGGCCUAAACUUGGGAAAACACUUUAUGAACAACGUGGUGGAAAAGCGUUACUCUCUUACCCCCACGUUGUACAGGUUUGUUGAGCUCGGGUGUGCCGCUAUGGGAGUAGUAUCCUACGUUGCCGUGUUGGUGCUUACAAUAGUGCUUCCACAGUGGAGGGCAUGGCUCUUCAGCUGCUUGUUCUCCCCCUUUGCAUGCUUUCUCCGGUAUAAUUUGGCGCAGUAUUUGAACCUGAUAGUGCCUCAGUUUCCGCUUGGAACGUUUGCUGCCAACACUCUCGCCGUGGUGGUGCUAAAUAUUGUCACCCUUCUUAACCGUGGAAAGUCACCUUCACACAGUGGAAGACUAGUAACAAAGGUUAUACAAUGUCAGGUCCUAACCGGCUUUGCGGACGGGUUUUGCGGAACUUUGAGCACCAUUAGUACGUUCAUUAUGGAGUUGUGUUUGAUAUCGAGAAUGUUUCCUGAUGGCAGAGGAAUGGGGUACUCGUAUAUGUAUGGGGCUAUCAGUGUGAUGGUUUCGUUUGCUUUGUUGGUUGCGAUUUUGGGUAGUUACUCCUGGAAGGUGGGUCUACUGGAAACCAUAUGUGCUACGUAGACUUCCCCACAACCAAACUGCCGCUUCUGUUUUUUUAGUCUUUGUUUUCAAUGUUAUUUCUUUAUAAUUCCAGAAUUUGAACCUCAGGAA